CGAGAAUCGAAAGUGACGUUUACUUACCGAUUAUUCGUCGACAGUGCUUUCUCAAAUUGCGCUACUGCAUACUAUUCCACAUCUAUCGUAUUCUUGUGCACGGUAUUAUCGUUGAGCACGCGGUCGUUCACGAAUUCAAAGUAACGAGUAAAUUCCGAUAAGUUACCGGUGUGUCGGAAACUUUGGUGAGACGCGGCGGGAGGGAGCGGUGAGGCACGACGUCGAGCUUGUUUGAGAGGGGAAAGAGCGGGAACGCGAGACCAAACGUGCGGACUAGAGAGGAGAGGCGCGGCGAGGAAAGAGGGCCCGUGAGUUUGUGAGAGGGAAGAGCAAGAGGCAAGAGGGUGGCGGCUGUGAAGCUAGGACGAGGAGUGAUGGGCGGCAGGAGGGAUUCGGUAUAGGAGGGAUAGGGAGGGAGGGAGGGAAGGAGCGCGCUAUCGGCGAGCGCCUCGGUUCGGCCGAGUCGGCCGACGUCGGCCUCGAUCAGCCGCUCGGCGCUCAGUUCGAGUCGGACCUCCGUCGUAGUCGGAUUGUGUCGUUCUGCCGCGCUGUCUCUCUCUCUUUCUCUCUUUCUCCUUCUCUUUUUCUCUCAUUCCCUCCCGUGGGCACGCGCGCGCGCGCCACUGUGUGUAUGUGUGUCCCUCGUUCUCCCUCUGUGUCCCCCUUUUCCCCCGCAACGACAACGAGUUCCGCCCAGUGAAAAAGAGUCGAGCUUUCCUGCAAACAAGACGCGUCCUCGACGGCAGUUGUUUGUUUUCUGGUUUCGUGGUGUCGCGGUGACACAAACAGCGAAGUCGAAGAAGCGAGGGACCGCGCGUGCGGAGGAGAGGAGAGACAACGAGCCGCGUGUACCGUGCCGUGUGGGUCUCGACGUUGUCGUUGUCGUCGUCAUCGUUGUUGGUGCGAAGAGUUUCAGUCAACGGAAGGAGAAGUAGGUUAGCACACGGUGCCUUUCGCGUCCGCGGUAAAAUAUACCUGGUUCUCCGACUACUUCUCUCUAUACCUUUUAUACGAAGCCGCGUAGUGUGUACCAUCCUGAUGUGGUGACGUUUAACCAACGCGCACUUCUUUUACGUAACGAAAGCGCGUUAGAACGUGCGCGUGCGCUCUAUACGUAAUCCGUCUUCGGUUUCUGUCCUUCUCGUUUGUCGGUUGCAAGCGAGAAUCUUCGAUCAUCGGUAGUCGCGUUCUCGUGUGUGCUCGUGUUCCAUCGGAUCGGCCGAUCGGUCAUUUUCGUCUCGUUAGCAGUGCCUCUUUGUGAAUUUCGUGCCGCAUUGCUUUCCCGUCUUUCAUGUGCGAUACACCGAUUUCGGAGUGUGGUUCGCGCGAUUUUCGCGCUUUCGACGCAGUUCGUUUCGAUAAUACCAAACGACUCGAUUCGAUACGAUUCGAUUCGUUGCGAGAGUCGAUUUCUUUCGACUUGACCAAGUUCACGGAGCAAAGCGCGCGCCUGUUCCGCGAACACGUCAGUUCUCGUUCAGCUAUCUUAGCAGUGUGAUCGAAAAUAACGUUCGUGCUUUUACAGUAAGGAGUUUCUUCGUUCGGAUACGUAACCAGGCGAUUAUACACGUACGCACAAACAUUGGAAACCGGUGCUAUUCAACCAGCAACUUCUGCAUCGAGUACUCUUCAUUGAUUCAAUUUCGUAUUGUUUUGUGGUGUUUCGUGAGGUGUGUUUGUUCAAACCUCCAAGUGGUGCGACUGUUUUAAGUGUGAUUCAAAUCAGUGAUUUGAAAGAAAAGCCGAUUAUUUGGCAAGUAAAAGAAAAAGAAAAGCAUAAAGUGAAAGUUUUAUCAGUGCAGUACUACGCUAUUCUUUGUGGAUUAUUGGAUAUACUAUACACUACUCUGCGACUUGCCGACGGAGCGCAACAUUGCGGCUCACAAUUUAUGAUGCAGAGACAAAGCCGGGGUAGCUCGGAGGUGGAGGUUGCGCUUAUGCGCCCCGUAAGCACGGCUGGCUAAUAGCACCACGGCCCAUCCCUGACACCCUACAGCCACACCAGAUCAGCAGUCGGCGUGACAUGGAUGUGAGCUUCACGAACGUAUUAGAGGGGGCUCGCCAGUACUUCCAGGGACUGCCGGUACCGAGUACAGGUAGUGCGACCGCGUCAGCGGAUCACGGUCUCACGACAUCAACGAGUUCCGCCUCGUCCGUAUCGUCGUCGCACGACCAUGGCACCUCCUCGUCCGUGGCUCCUCCGUCACCGGCACCACCCGCACCGCCACCACCACCGCCACUAUCGUUACCGUCGCAAUCGGCUUCGAGCGGAUCAAACACCUCCGAUCAAGAAACGAGCCGAUAUCUCAACGAUGUCAGGCCAUCGUCCGUGGACAACGCAGCGAGCAGCAGCACCUUCUGGAGCCCAUCCGUCGAACCUUAUCCACCCCAGCCGACCAGGGUCGAAGUCCCGGACACGAGGCCAGGCGAGGAGGGAUCCCCCAUGGAGGCGAGCUCCUCGUCCUCGAGCAUCAUCACCCUAACAGAGAUGCAACCGGUGUCGGCCUCCAGCCGUUCCUCCUCAGCGUCAAACUUCGCUCAGAAACAGCCGACAACGUCCUCCUCGUCGUCCAACAACGACCCUCAUCAGCAUCACCAUCAUCAUCAUCAUCAUCAUCAUCAUCACCAUCACCAACCGACCGCGCCGACCUCGCCCCAUCUGCAUCAAAUGCAACCACCGCAACAGCCCAGUUCCCCGGGCCCCGUUUACCAACAAUUGAACCCCGUCUCCAGGACCUCGUACUCAACCGCGGAGAUAUUCGCCUCGACGCACCAACCGACUUAUCAAACUGCCAACGAUCGACAAUCGCAGUCGAGCGCGGCGCCGGUCGUAGCGCAGAGGACCCAAUAUUACCCCCGCUACCAUCAUCCGGACAUAACAAAGAGCGCCCCGGUUCCGUUCACCCAGAACUCCAUCUAUCAAUCGUCCACGGUCGCCGCGGCGUCCACGUCGACGGGGAACGUGCAACCGGCCACGAGGCCGACGCCGGUCGAGCAGAGCAACCUCUCUUCCACGCAAGGCCAAGGGCAGGAGCAGAGGGUGCCGCCUAGCUCGUACAUCGCCAACAACGCCCCUGUCCCGGCGUCGAGUAGCUCGAUUUAUGGCUCGUCCUCGGGGACGCACAACUAUCGCGCGACGCAGCAUCAGAAUCGAUUGAACCCGACGUCGUCGUCGUCGUCGUCGUCGUCGUCGUCAUCGUCGUCGUCGAACAGCCAAGCGAUGGACAACAACAGGCCCUCGCAACAUCAGGAAAGAUCGCAUAACUCGCGCGUCUCCUCGUCUCCGUCCUGCUCGUCGGUGAACCCGUGCAGUCCCCGCCACACGGCCAAUCCCUCGAGUCACAUUCCUUCGUCUUCGUCGUCGUCGUCCACGUCGUCGCUCUCCUCGUCCACGCCGUCGUCGUCGUCGUCGCCCUACCAGAAUCUUCCGGCGCACAUUCCUUCGUCUCACUUGCCAUCCGCCGGGAGCAUGAUACCUCCGCCUCACCAUCAGCACGCUCAACAGCCGCACCAGCAACCUUCUAGUCGAAUAAACGCGUCUCCCCAUUCGAUGGCGUCCAACUCGUACGCGGGCCGAAUGAUCGUACACGCGUCCGCACCCUCCUCGUCCUCCUCCUCCUCCUCCUCCUCCUCCACCUCCUCGAGUUCGAAUCAAAUGCCACCACCGGCGGCUCUAGGCGGUUAUCACCCUGUCGCCUCGCCCCACGACGUUCCGCAUCACGCCACCCCAUCGCCCCACAGACAAUCGCCCCACGUGUCCACCCUGCACAAUCCUCACGCCUCUCCUCAUCACACGCCCCCGCACAGCGGCUUCCAGCCGCACUCGCCGACUUAUCCUCCCCCUCCGCCCCCGGCCACCUCUCACUCCACCCCUCACUCCUACACCCUGCCACCCAUCACCUCGCAGCACUAUCAGCAGCCGAGCGCGGCCGGCUACGCCGCGAAUCCGUACGGAUUGCCGCCACAAUCUUCGUAUCAUUCCUACCAAAAGAGCCCCCAACCGGCGCAACACACGCAGCCCAACUAUUAUUCGCAAUCGAGCCGAUCUCAGAGCCAGGCGUACGUCCAGCAGAUGUCGAUACCGGCCCAGUCGAUCUGCUCUGGAAACGGAAACGCGAACGGCACCGUCUCUUAUCAGCCGAGCAAACCCUCGGUCACGUACAACGGGGCCGACGCGAAGAGGAGCUCGAUCGAGGUGCCCUACGCCCCGUACAGGGGCCCCCAGACGCCGGCCGGCGCGCAGAGGAGCACCAACACGCACAACCUUCCACCCAUCGCCGCUCUGUCGUCCUAUCAUUCCAACAGGCGGGAAUCCGCGAGCAAAGCGCAGUCGGCGCAAAGGCAACGCGGCUACGGAACGACAACGAACAAAGUUUCGGUGGUGACGCCGCCCGCGUCCUCGAUGGCCGCGCCUCAAAGGAUACCGCCCGAGUAUCCGGCCACCCUGUCGGCCAUGUCCAAUCACGCGAUGCCCGUGAACGGAAGGACGAACACGGUGACGAAUUCCUCGUACAGCAGAUACACGGCGCAACACGGUUACCCGACCUACGCCACCACCAUGGCGCCCAGCCACCAGGGCAGCAAUAGCUCCUCCAGCACCACCGUCACCUCUAUAGGCCACUCAGCGUCCAGAUCCUCCGUUCCAGCAACGACGAUACACGGUUACCAGACGUCGGACGGGAAUCGCACGGGUUAUCACCAUCAACCAGUAAGAGGCAGCGAGGAUUACGGGUACAAAGAGUACCCCUCGUAUCAAAAUUCGACCGCGCCUACGAUCCAAUCCACCACCACCGCCGCCGCCGCCGCCGCCCCUUCCAUAGCAACCUCGUCGCCCCAGACGAACGGAGUGAGGAAAAGGGAAUCCCCUUUGGACCUGUCCGUGAAAACGGUGAAAACGUCCGCGGACUCGACCGCCCAGGACGACAUCGAGACGAUGCCGACGAUGGAGAAGCAGCACGUGAGCAGCUCGGUGAUCUCGAGAAGCAACAGUUCCAGAACCAUGCUUCCGCCACCCCCGCAACCCCCUCCUCCGCAACCGGCCUCCUACCCUCCUGCCUAUGACAACAGAUUGUCGGCCGGUAACGCGAGAAAUUUAGCGCCGACGAGCAGUAUACGAACGUCCACGCCCGUGUGCGCGCCUAAGGUCGAUUUCUUGCCGGACUUCAAUUCCGCGCCGCUGCGCCACCAUCACGGCCAACAGCACGAGAAUACUCUUCAGCGGAGGAGCACGACGCAGCAGCUCUACGCCCCGCCCCCGCAGCCUCUUCCCUCGCAGCAUCCUAAUAAUACCGCUCCACUGCCCCACAUGUCCACGUUCAAGAAGACUUCACUGCCCACCACGCAGGUUUACGAGCCGGCGCCGCCUCCGCCGCCACCCUCGUCCUCCUACCCGACGAGCAACGACACCGCCAACGCCUCCAGAUCCUCCAGGUAUCCGAUGAUGGACCCGGCAAGGAUAGGGCCGGCGGCGCUUCCCAUUCAGGAUUACCCGUCCGACUCGUCGAAAUAUUACUUGGACAGCAGGAGCAGCAAGUUCGGCCAACCGCCGCAGAGGGAGAGAACCACCACUGCCACCGCUCCCUCGAAGAGGCCUGGAGAGACGAUAUACGGGGCUGGGGGGCCGAACAAACAGCCAAGGCUGGACACGUGGAUCCAGCAGAGAUUGUCGACCGCGAAAGCCCUCUACGAGCAACAGAAGAGGCAAGAGAUGAGCCUGCCUGUCCCAUUGCCUAAUGGAACCUUGGUCGCGCAAAAUAGUUACGAGCAGAGGUCGGAUAACGGUUACGCGUCGUCCGAGUCGGCGUCGUCCAGGUAUCAGCAACCGUCUUACUGUGAUAAGAGGAAUUACGCGGAGCCUAAGGUCACUCACGCCUCGCCGCCCUACGUUCACCCGGUGAUCACGAAACCUGCGAACGUUCAUUCUGUGCCCCAAGCCGGGCAAACGUCCGUGUACCCGAAUUACAGGCAGAGUCAGAAAAGUGGCGGGCCGCCAACAGGUGGUGGUGCCGGUGGUGGUGGUGGUGGUGGUGGUGGUGGUGCCACUUCCGGGGGGCAGGCCACGAACGCGGAGCCGCCGAGCAACACUGGUGCUGAUAAAAGGGUGCUCAGCUUGUUGAGGAACAGUCUGGAGAACAAGCAACAGAGGGAGGAGCAGAUGAACAGUCAGCAACCUAUCCUGGCUAAUCAUAGUCAACAAAGUUUCCAAAAUAAGGUUGUUGCACCGGUCGAGCCCAAAACGAACAUAGGAAGGCACAACCUGUCACCAUUCACGGCUGCGAGCUUACUGGAACGAAACAGCAACACGCCGCCCCAUUACAAGUUCCAUGUGCCGAGAGCGGUAGACUCGAUCACUCAGGAGGCCCCCCGUAGUUUGUACGGCUCGAGAGUAAAUUCAUCCGCCACGCUACCUGGCAAGGAGGCACUCCUGGGACCCCGAGGAGCCGAGAAUCAGAUUCACCGUGACAAAGACGACGGCCUCGCCGCCAUAUUGGCAGCGAAAAUCAGAACGAAGGCGGAACUGAAACAGGUGGGGACCGGCCAAUUUGCAACGAAACCGACCAAUGUACCGUCUCAGGAUGCAUCGUCCACUCCGAAAGAACAAGACAGCGCCGCAUCAACAUCGACACCUCAAUCAGGCUCGUCCGCAGGCAGUCCUCCAAAGUUGACUCGCGAGAAGGUGGCCUGUUUACCGCCCCGAAGACGCCUGUUCUCCAGAACGGAAGAGGAGAACAUGCCGGUGGCCGCGACGGUUCCAGUUCCGGCGCCACAGCCUGCGAUCGCUUCGAGCGUGCCGGCGCGCGCCAGCGGAUUCAGAAGUUCGUCCGAGACUUCGGUGUUCGACUUCAGAGAGAGCGAUUCCGAAGGCGAGAUGCCUGUUCUAGAGCGGCAAACGCUCGAGGAGAUGAGGAGGGACAGAAAACAGCUGUCGAAGGUGCAGCCACCCGUUCCACUGAACGAUGCCAUGUGCAUGGGCAUGACCUCAUCGUCCGAUCUCGUGAAAAUAGAAUUGAAGGAGAACGACAAGAUCACCGAAGUGGACUCGUUCUGGUCCAGCACAUGCGACAAGUUUAUGGAACAGCUACGAACCGGCGACGCGAUGAAGAAGCGUGGUCGCAAGAAAAAGGUCAGUUGCACUAUAACCUCGAAGCUCGAUGACGGUGGGAACGACAGCAGCAAAGAGUCGGACGCGAACACGUCUCAGAUCAAACCUGAGGACAUCAAAAAGGAGAUUCAAGAUGACGAUUCGCCCAUGGACAGCAAGGACGAGUCUCCAGAAGCGACGAAAGAUGACGAAUCGUCGGAAAUGAAGAAUAUCAAGAUUGAGGUGAAGACGGAGCCAGAGAUGAGCAAGGACGACGAGGAGAAGAAUUCCAGCGACGAUUCGGACGAAGUGCCGCUGAUUCGACGAACGAAGAAGAAGACGAAGAAGGACGACAGUGAUUGCGAGGAGGAGAUAAUAUGCAGGAAGAGAAGGGUGCGCAGAGGAAGCAGAAUUAAAUUGCAGUCAUCAAGUGGUAGCGAAUCUUCGAGCGAGGAGAGCGAUGGCAGCACGGAGUUUGGUCACGGUUCUUCCGUGGCUGACAGGCUUAGGGCUAGGAAACGGUGCGCCAACAGUAGCGCAGAAUCCGAAGGGAUGAAGCUUAGAUCCAGAGACGCGACGCCGCAAAAAUCCAAGUCCGAGAAGGAAUCCAAAUCAUCCACUUCGAAGACUUCUUCCCAAAAAGGUAAACCGAAGCCUCUUUUCGGAGACGGGAGCGAUUUUAGGCCUGGCUGGGAGGAGGAAGUUUACGUGUACAAGAAAUCUUUGAGGAUGCCACCUAGAUUGAUUACCGUGUCGAAGCCGUCUAGGUUUCACAGGUUGUCUACCUCGCUGCCCGAUUUGGAUCCCGGUUCUCCAGCCUUGUCUGUCUCCAUGGACAGUUCUGAUGUGUAUCUGAACAGGAAGAAGUUGGUUGACAGCGACGUGGAGUCCAAUUAUAGUUUCAGUACAACGGGAAUUGGAAUAGGAAGUAAGAUCGACGAUGAGGAAGCUACGUCGUCUACGACCAUCUCGUGUCCGCCCAAAGGUAUGAAGCACUCGAAGUCGGAGAACAGUUCCAUCGUUGAUGUAUUGGCUCAGAAGGUUGGUACCAGCAAGAAAGAGCAGAAGAGGAAACAGAAGGAGAAGUUGGACAAAGGUACAAAUAAAACGCCGCAGAAAGGCAACAACGAGCCUGAAUUGCUCCCUACUCCGAGUCUCACGCCCUUGUUGGAAUCGUCCAAAUCGCCGAAGGGUAAAUCACCUGUCAAGGACAAGUCAUUGAAAGCUAUCAAAAUGACAGAUUCGUUCCUGUUCGGUUUCCGCAAGGAAACUGUGAACAACUUCCGUGAUACGUUUAAGAAUAACCACGCUUUGCCGAACGAGUUCUCCACAUUGGUGCUUAAAAGUAGAACGAGGACAGAGACCAGGGUGUUGAAGAAACAGGCAACAAUUAGAGAAGUUUUCGGCGAGGACAGGCCAGCUUCGGCACCACCUAUGCAGAAUCACGAUGACACCUCUCAAGAUGACGAUUCUCAGAACGAAACACCAGAGAAUAGAUUGAGCAAAGAAAGAACCUUGAAGCAGAAGGUGGUUUCGAGGCUGAAGAACGCUGGUAUUUUGAGGAGUCACAAGGCGAUCAUGAACUCGAAGCAUCAUCUGUUGAUGAAGAGGCGGAAGGAUUUGUUGAAAUCACUGGCCGAGAAGAAGCUGCGACAUUUAAAGACUGAGACGGAAGAGGAGCCAGCACAGGAGGAAACAAAUGAUGCGCAAGAGACGGAGAACAAUGAGCUCGAUGACGAGAUCAAUGAAUCAGAAGUUCCUAAUAAGAAGAAGCUUAAACUGCGAACAAGCAGGCGGAAGUUCCGCUCCGGGUUCGAUUACAUUCGCAAGAAGAAAAAACCUUUGAAGAAGGAUGAGACGUUACCAAGGAAAGAAAAAGGGUGAGUUUUUGUAAGACAAGUGUUAACAAGACCCAGUCCAGAGUGCGUAGCAGAUAUUCAGUCGGAAAUUAGAACCUGGGUGAUCAAAAAAGGUGUAGGUGAAACGAUGCUGCACCGUGCCGCCAGACUCGGUUAUACGGAUGUCACCGCGUAUUGCUUGGAAAAGCUGAAUAACGCGCCGAGUCCGAAGGAUAACGCGGGUUACACGCCUCUUCACGAAGCGUGUUCCAAAGGUCAUCUCGAAAUCGCGAAAUUGUUACUCGCAUACGGUGCGAAUGCGAGUGAAAGUGCCAAUGGUGGAAUAAGACCACUUCACGAGGCAGCUGAAAAUGGUGCUACCGAACUCGUACGCCUAUUACUUUCCUACGGCGCUGAUCCCUUAUUAGCCACUUAUUCCGGACAAACCCCGCUAAUGUUAGCAGCAGAUACCGAUGCCUAUUCGAUCCUAGAACAACAUUUAGACGAUAUCCAGGGUCGCGCGAGUACACCGUGGUCUUUUGGCGGUCCAUCGUCUAUUUUUGACCUCGAAGAAACCGGUUACAAUCCCCUUGACGAUCCUCCUAUGGAUAGCCCAGAGCCCGAACUAGAUGAGAUCGAGGUAGAGAUGGGUGAUGUGAAUCUGCCAGUUCUCUUCACUCUCACCAACGAUCCGGAUAAAUGGAUGCUCCUCCAAGACUUGAUGGCAGCUCUUCGAAUAAAGAGUAGAGACGCGUUACUCCGUCAAAUAAAUCCAAAAGCUCACUCCGGUCCACCAGCCAUUGCCCAUCGUGACGUGAUGAAAGAAUUAAAACUUCAAGAUUUUCUGGAACAAUCUCGUUGCUGCCAUUUGCUCAGUGGUGGCGAACGAAUCAACGUGAGGGGGUCUAAGGUGACUCUGAUCAAGUACAACGAUAAAGUAAGGUCUCUGUUGAACGUGGAGAAGGUGGUGAUCAGCCUGAGGUGACAGGAGGCGCCUCUGGGGCAGUCAUCACCCCAGGCUAAACCGUCGACUUCCGCCUCGAGGGAACUUCCGAAAAAGAGCUCGAGCGUGUCGCCUAAGAGACAACCCAGAACGCGACAGGGUAACAAGACAGCUGCCACGGAUUGAACGUGAACCUGAAAAUCUUGUUCGCCGUGAAAAGUCGCUCGUUUGAGCUGUUUCGAGUCUCUCGUUCGAUAGAGGCCAGAUUUUUCCUCUCCGAUUCCGCUUGACGAGGCAACCGGGGUCGAAUACAAGGUGCGAAAAGUACGUUUAAGCUUACGAUAGAGGAAGAUCGUUCAAUAAUCAGUGCUUUCUGACACUAUUUAGCAGUAUUUAUUGACAAAUGUUCUCUACACGGUGAUAUUUUUAUGGGAUGGAUGAUCGAGUCCUGAAUAAUGGUUUUUCAAUAUGAAGAUUAUUAUCUUGUUCAAUGAUAUCAUACUGUCCUGAUCUUGUAUAAUAAUUCGUUCAAACAUUCAAUUCGAAAGCGGAAUAAUAUUUGAACGAUCCUUGCGAAUAUUUUGGAAUCUGAUAGGCGUCCAUGCGCUUAUUUUCAUUCACUCGAUUAUUCGUAUUGAAAGAAUCGAUACUCAUUGUCGAAGAGAAUUUGAAACUGUGAAUGGUAACUGCGUGCGUUCUCGAUUGAAUCGAUUAUGAUUGUUUCGUUAAAUUAACAGAGAACAAACGUUGAAAAACAUACGAGUUAUCGAAUUAUUACUGCGUUGUUAAUUUCGUUUUUUCUCUGUCUUCCUUUCUUUCUCUCUUCUUUUUUUUUUAUUAGUAAUAAUAAGUCGAUUAUAUAAAGUAUAAUUCGGUUACGCGUUCACAAAAAUAUAGAUUUAAGCAAACGUUUAUUAAUCGUCGAAAUAUGGAGCAUUUACGUUAUUUUUUUUUUUUCUUGUUUUCUUGGGAUGUGCAAUUUCGCGAGUCCACUUAUUGUUAAACGAUUGCUGAUUAAACGCGAUCGAUCAGCGCCCCUUAGGUCUGAGAAACGUAAGAAAAUGGAUCGACCGUGUAAUAGACACAGUGUGCAAUAAUUCUCAUCGAAUUCGCGAUGAUUGAUCCUCGAAUUAGCGAUUUAUUUUACAGAUAAUAUUCAAUUGUUAGCUCGUUGGAACUGAGAAAAUACGACGCGUUCACUGUUGCCUAGUUCUACUCUAUUUCUAUUUUUUUUUAUCAUGUUCAUCGUUAUCACGUAUCGUUAUGUUGAAAAUUUCUUUUUUUUGUUUAAAGUUUCAUCUAUCGGAUUGGUGCAAUCCAAUUGAUCAAUUUUUUGUUAUCGAUUUAAUAUAAGUGUUUACAUUUUUACGUUUAUUAAAUAUAUAUAUAUAUAUGUAUAUAUAUUAUAGCGAAAGAAGAUAGAAUGAAUAUGUUGAAGAUUAUCAUGUUCAGCAGUGAACGUGUUCAAAGGAUCAUUGAUGCAUUUAAAUUAGACUUUUUUCAUUUAUAUGCGUCGAUGGAACCGAUCUCUAUGUACUUAUAUCUUCGGAAGCGUGUCGAAGCAUGUGUCGAAAUAGAAUGUUGAAAAAUAAAAAAAAAUUUCUACUUGUAUCAUAGACACAAGCUUCUAUGAGUUGUUUAACAAAAGCAUGCUUACGCGCUUUCAUUUUGACUCCGUGUACAGAGGAUUAGUCGUUCUGAUCAGUCUCAGGGAAAUAUCCGUACGCGUAUUCUCGAUAUCCUAUGCGUUGCAUCGAUUCGAACAGGGAUACGACCAGGCAUCGUAAAAAUAUUCGAUUGAUCUGUAAAACGAUCGUCAAGAUAUUGUUAUUUCCUCAUAAUGUACACAGUAGACAGAGAGAAAGAGAGAUACCGUUUCGUACGUUGAACGAUCGUUCCAGAUCGAGAUCGAUCGAUGACUGGUCGCUCGCUCGCUUCUCGUUUUUUUUAAUUUUAUUUAGCUGACGAUUUCUAAACGAAUAUUACCGAUUAAUGUCGUAGACGAGUCGUGAUGUUUACACGUGUACAUACAUAUUUUCGAAUAAAAAAUCUAACGUCAUCUGCCGUAUGUGUGCAUCGAAGAGUCCCGGGUUCUCUUGCAGAUGGCAAUUUCUGUGCAUCAUCGAUCGUGGCUGUUUAAGAAAAAGAAUGUUUGAAAUGAGAUUCAGAAAAGGAGAACAUAUGUAGAGGAGAGAGAAAAUGAGAAAGUUGAUAUAUAUGUAGAUCGAGGGUGAAUUGAGACAGAAAGAAAAUAACUGUACGUGUAAUGUACCUUUAAAAUGUAAAGUAGAUAUCGAAUAAUAAUAUAAGUAGCCAGGAAGAACACGACACUUGUUCAUAAUUACUAUAGUCGCGUAUAACACACAUUUACGCACGUGUAAUUGUAUAAGAAAGGGAAAAAGAGAAAAAAAAAACAAAAGCGUUUUAGAGUUAACUU
This is a messenger RNA of Apis florea (little honeybee), 12299 nucleotides long. RefSeq lists its product as uncharacterized. Gene Ontology annotation, biological process: negative regulation of transcription by RNA polymerase II. Gene Ontology annotation, cellular component: nucleus. Lineage: Eukaryota; Metazoa; Arthropoda; Insecta; Hymenoptera; Apidae. The record is from RefSeq and is a predicted model, not a curated record. Gene Ontology annotation, molecular function: transcription corepressor activity; protein binding.